Drosophila miranda is the source of this 619-nucleotide messenger RNA. Its product is annotated as protein EFR3 homolog cmp44E-like. Bases 258 to 524 code for a protein of 88 amino acids. The transcript is spliced from 3 exons. Gene Ontology annotation, biological process: protein localization to plasma membrane. Gene Ontology annotation, cellular component: plasma membrane. NCBI's taxonomy places the organism in Eukaryota, Metazoa, Arthropoda, Insecta, Diptera, Drosophilidae. The record is from RefSeq and is a predicted model, not a curated record.
UUCGGAGUGCCCGAACUUAAUUUACAAACGUGUGGAUCACGUCACACGAUUAUCGUCAUCGUAGGAGAAACUUGCAGAUAACGAAUUUACAAUUACAUCUAAAACGAGUCUCGACCAGUGCGAGUCCAUGAACAGGAAAUGGUGGUAGUAGUGCUUAUGGAGGUGAUCUUGCUAUUUGGUGGCUGCGGCCGCGCUACAAGCGACUGGUGGACAACACCUUCCCGGUGAACCCGGAGGAUGGCCUGGUCAAGUCGAACAUGGAGAAGCUGACCUUCUACUCGCUCAGCUCACCCGACAAGCUCGACCGCAUCGGCGAAUAUCUGUACCAGAAGGCCACCAAGGAUAUCAACCGCAAGCGCUAUAAGCUGGCAGAGAUCGCCAUGGAGGCCAUGGCCUUGCUGCUGCAGGCCUGUCACACUCAACCUGUUCGUAGAGUCGUUCCUGCGCAUGGUGCAGAAGCUGCUGGAGGACUCGAAUCCGAAUUUAAAAAUCAUGGCCACCAACUCGUUUGUCAAGUUCGCUAACAUAAACGAGGACACGCCCUCCUACCACCGACGCUACGAUUUCUUCAUCUCGAAGUUCUCGUCGAUGUGCCACAGCGAGGGCAGCGAUCUGCGGG